Mesorhabditis belari is the source of this 486-nucleotide messenger RNA. NCBI's taxonomy places the organism in Eukaryota, Metazoa, Nematoda, Chromadorea, Rhabditida, Rhabditidae. The record is from the annotation of a GenBank genome assembly.
AUGGCGGCUGGUUGGAAACAUUUCACUGGGAAAUCCCCCUAUCCCGAGCUCACCGCCAACAGCACUCAAUCGGCGUUUACCUAUGGCUCGAAAAGGGAUCGACGAUAUAGAAUGGGAUGGAUUCAAGGAAAACGUGAUGAGCGCGAGGAGAGAAACAUGCUCAAUUGGGUGGGCAAGAUUUCCGGAUGCGAAGUCUCGGAUGAUCAAGAGGUGGCUCUAGAACAGUUACACGAUGGAGUGACUCUAUGCGAGUUUUUGAAUGGUUUAAACCCACACGCUCUCAACCGUACGAUUAGCCACAAGAAAUCGCUUUUUGCCGCCACGGAGAAUGUGACAAACUUUCAGGAAAGCAUCUGUAAUUUUGGACUCCGACAAGCUGACUUAUUCCCGCCAAAUGAGUUACUCGAGAAGCGAACGCUCACCGGACUCAUCAAAACGCUUGUCAUUCUAAAGUCCAAGUACCCGUUUCAGUUGGCUGGACCAGGA